GCUAGUAUAAAAGUGUGCUCUACUGUGAUUGGUCAAUAUGUUAAGCAUUGAAUAUGACAAACAAAUAAGAACAAUUCCCAAUUCUCGUUCAUGAACUUUAAAGUGUCAUUGAAGUGGAGUGUGUUUUCUUAGUGAUUUUUAUACAAAAACUGCUGCAAAAUGUUUAAAAAGUUUGACGAGAAAGAGAGCAUUUCGGGCGUGCAGCAACUCAAGUCUUCGGUCCAGAAAGGCAUCAGGGCGCGUCUGCUUGAACUGUACCCACACUUGGAUAACUACAUCGAUCAAGUGCUCCCUAAAAAGGACACUUUCAGGAUUGUGAAAUGCCACGACCACAUCGAGAUCAUGGUGAACAGCGCUGGAGAGUUGCUGUUCUUCCGUCAACGAGAGGGACCAUGGAUGCCAACUUUGAAACUCCUUCAUAAAUAUCCAUUCUUCCUGCCAAUGCAGCAGGUUGACAAGGGUGCUAUUCGCUUCGUGCUCAGUGGUGCCAACAUCAUGUGCCCUGGACUGACCUCACCAGGCGCUCGGAUGAGCAGCGUGGACAAGGGACAGGUGGUCGCUGUAAUGGCUGAAGGAAAGGAACAUGCUCUUGCUGUUGGAUGCACUGCUCUAUCUACUGAUGACAUAGCUAAGGUAAACAAGGGCGUGGGCAUCGAAAACUGUCACUAUCUCAAUGAUGGCUUGUGGCAAAUGAAACCAGUGAAGUAAAUGGAAUGUAAAGUUUAUGCUUCCGUGUAAUUUAUUACUAAGUUGUCUCAAUAAAGAUAUUAAUUUCUAAGAG
This is a messenger RNA of Spodoptera frugiperda (fall armyworm), 781 nucleotides long. It is a transcript of the gene MCTS1, whose product is annotated as malignant T-cell-amplified sequence 1 homolog. The transcript is spliced from 5 exons. NCBI's taxonomy places the organism in Eukaryota, Metazoa, Arthropoda, Insecta, Lepidoptera, Noctuidae. Gene Ontology annotation, molecular function: RNA binding. The record is from RefSeq and is a predicted model, not a curated record. The coding region runs from base 160 to 708 and encodes 182 amino acids. Gene Ontology annotation, biological process: formation of translation preinitiation complex.